AGCAACCCAACAAGCAACAAACAAAACAGAGAAUAUUAAUUUAUCAUCCCUUGUUUUGAUGUAGCUACUGCGGCUGGCUGAGGAAAAAGUUGAAUUUGUAUUUGUGAACAUCAUUCGUGUUCUCUGAAAAUGGCUACGCGGUGGAGUAAUGAUUUCAUUGUCGCAGAACACAAAGAUCUUCAGGCAACUGCGAUGUCCGUUGACCACAGUGGCAGUCUGGUUUUACUUUUCGGACGACGUUACAUGGCUUUAGUGAAUCUGGACAAGCCAACAGAAACACUGAAAAAGGUUAACCGGAAAACCAAGUAUGAUGUUGGUUUUGCGGCCACUGCUGAUUGGAGUCCUGUCAUUUCUGAUGAACUAAUCGCUUUUUCGAGCGAUGAAAGGGUUGAAGUUUUCAGAUGGAAAAAUUGUGAUUUAACAACCGAGCAUUCCUUCAAAGCUCACUCUAGGGUUGUCACCGAUCUGCAGUGGCACAAAACAGACCCAAACUUACUAGCCACUUGCUCUCUUGACACAUUUUUACAUAUUUGGGACCUGAGAGAUAUGAGGCGGCCUGCGACUUCUCUCUCUACUGUUGUUGGGUCCAGCCAUGUACGUUGGAACUGCAUAUCAAAAGAUGUUUUGGCUUCUGCCCACGAUGGUGACGUAAAAAUUUGGGAUCACAGAAAACCAAGUACUGCGUUGAAUUAUGUGUCUGCUCACCUAGCCAAAAUUCACAGUCUUGAAUGGAAUUUACACUCUGAAAAUCAUAUCACCACCUCAAGUCAAGACUGCACAGUGAAAUUUUUUGACAUUAACAGUCCGAGAAGAGUUGACAAUGUCCUCACAUUCAAUGCUCCAGUGUGGCGGGUCAAGCAUGCUCCUUUCGGACACGGACUUAUCACUGUGGUAAUUUCUAAUAUCCGCAGGGAAGAAAAAAGUCUUGUUCUGUGGAACACCGAAAAGCAAGUAGCUCCUGUGCACACCUUUGUUGGGCACACAGAUCAUGUGCUAGAGGUGGCAUGGCGAAAGCAGGUAACAGGGGAUGUUAAUUUCCAAUUGGUCACGUGGUGUAAAGAUCAGAGUUUGAGGAUUUGGAGGAUUGAGCCUUCGCUGCAAGAAAUUUGCGGGCAUGUUUUAAAAAAUGCUGUUAAGGGGUCAGUCUCUGAAAAUGAAAUUUCGACUGAUCCCGUGGAUCCUCAAGAAAUUGUAACUACAGUGGAGGAACCGGAAACUGCAGAAGUGAUGUCUUCACCCAUACAAACACCAGAGACAUUGCAACAAGAGUUUACCCUCACCAAUUCCAACUUGACUUAUGUAAUGGUUGAAGAUAUGAAUGCUGAUGCUCGUACCUGCAUCGUCACCGCAAAAGUGAACAUGCACAUUGCCAGACUUCUCUUUACUUUUCCGCCUAGUUACCCUGUCAACUCUCCACCCUCUUUCAAACUGCUAAAUGGGUCGCAAAUUGAUGCUAAUAUCCAAGCAAAACUAUUAAAGGUCCUCAAGACUACAGCCCAGCAGCGAGUAAAAAAAAACAAAUCAUGCCUUGAGCCGUGUUUGCGGGCUCUUGACACUAAUCUUAAGAAUCUGGUUGCGGUGCCCGAAGAUUCUGAUUUCGUCAAAAAGUUCGCUGAUGCAUCUAGCGUGUUUGGCUCUUUUAAAGAUGCAUAUGUACCUUUUCCCAGAAGCUCUGGAGCUGCUUUUUGCAGUGCUGGGCUCUUAGUUUGCUUUGGUCAACCCAAUAAUCUGUCCAGAAGAGUGUCUGUUCGGUCUGAGUCAAGUUCAACUCCUCGCGCUCUGUCUGCACUUGUUCCUGCCACCGCAGCUUUUGGAACAAUGAUGACACCCUUGUUUUCUCAAGCUGGCUCUGGAACUGGGUCGCAGGUGCCAGAGUCUCAAGCUAUAGCAAGUUUCUACUAUCCUGAAAGGCAAAGGGCGAGAAGCAAAGGUCGUAAUUCGGGCAGUGGCCCCUCAGGGCAUAGAGGAAGUUUUGCCAAACCAUCCAACAAGGUGUUCGUCGUCAUUUACGAUUCGGCAAGCCUGCUCUUCGUGCAUAGGGAGCUGGCCGAAAAGUACAAGUUGAAAGGCAAAGAUGUGGCCGAGGUGUGCUACUAUAACGCAGGAGUGGCGCUCUCCACGAACCGCAAGGAUCUGGUCCAGGUGUGGCAGUUGGCCGCUCUGGCCGCGGCCACCCCUCCACCUCCCUUGCCACUCGCCUCUCACUGGAGCGAGAACGACGAAGACUCGCCAUCUGCCUGGGCAGCUCAUCCCUUUGGACAAACGAUGAUUGAAGCCCUGGUCCAGCAUUACGCCAAACAGUGCGACGUGCAAACCGCGGCCAUGCUCAGCUGCUUGUUUGGCAGCCGCACAGAAAACCUGCCCAGCCACAGGAAGAAACUGACCAAUGUUAACGUGUCGCGGCUUGCGUCUGGCAAAUGGUGUUUAAAGCCAGGUGGAUCUCCUUAUCACACAGUGCACCCGUCAGACACGUCCCUUGAAGGCUGGAGUUUCCACUUGCUGAAGCAGAACCGCUCAAACUCCUGGUCAGACUCCUUGGAUGAAAUAAAGACAUUGGCGUCAAUGUCUGAAACCCCAGACUUUGUCAGAAUGGAGGAGAUUGAGUUGUCUACAAGCAAAAUGCUGGACGAAAAAAAUUCUGAGCUCCACGACUGUUUCAAAAAAGUAUACGCAGACAUUCUGUACCGCUGGGAUUUAUUGGAUGCCAGCGCACAAGUCUUAAAACAUGUCAGCUUUAUUACCGACAUUCACAGCAAGGGAAUGGAGUUUAUCACAGAUUGUAGAGUCUGCUCUAAAUCAUCACAAGGGCCAGGUUGCAUGUUUUGCAAGAAAACUGUAUUCCCCUGUACGAUCUGCCACAUAUCUGUUCGAGGUCCAGCAAAUUUUUGCUUCAUGUGUGGACAUGGCGGUCACGUUCAACAUAUGGCUAGUUGGUUUGCCCAAGAAGAACAGUGCCCCACAGGAUGCGGGUGCAAGUGUAUUAUAGAAAGUAGGUCACUUUUGGACACUUGAAUCUCAGUGAUAUACCUAGAUAAAACGCCUUUAAAUUACUA
This is a messenger RNA of Cloeon dipterum, 3053 nucleotides long. RefSeq names its product WD repeat domain 59 (gene Wdr59). Gene Ontology annotation, biological process: positive regulation of TORC1 signaling; cellular response to amino acid starvation. Gene Ontology annotation, cellular component: Seh1-associated complex; vacuolar membrane. The transcript is spliced from 14 exons. NCBI's taxonomy places the organism in Eukaryota, Metazoa, Arthropoda, Insecta, Ephemeroptera, Baetidae. The record is from RefSeq and is a predicted model, not a curated record. Gene Ontology annotation, molecular function: signaling adaptor activity; protein binding. Bases 130 to 3012 code for a protein of 960 amino acids.